Magallana angulata is the source of this 5526-nucleotide messenger RNA. RefSeq lists its product as uncharacterized. The record is from RefSeq and is a predicted model, not a curated record. Gene Ontology annotation, molecular function: protein binding. Bases 149 to 1339 code for a protein of 396 amino acids. Lineage: Eukaryota; Metazoa; Mollusca; Bivalvia; Ostreida; Ostreidae. The transcript has 5 exons.
AAAGUAAAGACUGACUCAAAACCGACUGACUAGCCUACUAGGUGUAGAAUGGUUUAUUUAUUCUUUAUUCAAAAACAUAGUUAUGUGAUGAUUAGAAUUUCAAAACAAUUAUGAGCUAAGGAAGUCUAUACGACUCAGUUGGCGAGGAAUGGCUGAGAUUUUCCAUGGUUUUGAGUUGCUGCUGCUGAAAAAAUUUGAUAAACAUCCAGAGCAAUGGCGAGACCUAAAACAAAAACUGGCCAACAAAGAAAGCGACGACCAGUCUUACACUUAUGUGGAUCUGCUAAUGAUGGGGAACAUACCCCAGAGUAUGUGGUUCCUGUCAGUAGCUCUUCACAACAGGCCAAAGUAUCUCCUCCAGCUCAUACUGCAGGAUCUAGAAAGAGAGAAGUUAGGCAAUGUUAGAAGACCAGGAGAAACUCUUCUGAAGACAUAUCUGAAUACUUACAACUUUACCGAGUUUCAUUUGGAUAGCAUCUUCAAGUAUGGCGAAGACAACACUUUGCCAAAAGAGAUUUUUAAGUGCCCUAAUGUAAAACUCCUUUCCCUGAAGUAUAAUUGCCUGGAUAAACUUCCAGUAGACAUUGGGCGAAUGAAGAAUCUACGAUUUCUGGCCCUAACCAACAACAAACUUCAAGUGCAAUCAAUUCCAUACUCUCUGACUUUUUGUCGGAAAUUAAAAACUCUAAUGCUGGACAAUAACCUUCUGGAUGCCCUCCCAGGCUUCCUGUUGAAAAUGCCUGCCAUACGAACUGUUCACCGGCAUGGUAACCACAAUUACUUCAAAUCCACGUUCAUGUGGUACCACACAGAUGUGGGCUACCGCAUUAUCCCCUCUGAAGGUGCUCACAGUGAAUCCGAGAGAAAUCCAAGGUCCCUCCAGUUCUGGGCCGCUAAAACUGUGAUCGGAAUGAAGAUUGACUUUUUCGAAGAUCCUAGCAUUUCUGUGAUAUUACAAGAAUACUUGUCAGAAAUUUAUCACCAGUUUAAGGUGUGCCAUUAUUGCAACAGUGCCUCCUUUCGUUAUCAACCAGGAUACAAGGUGAUCACUUUUAAAAACCCGUACCUAGGAAACACCUGUGUUCCUUUUCAACACUGGGCCUGUACAAUCAGCUGUGCCGUAGCAUUAGAGGUACCAGCUCGUCAAGAGCAGAUUGCCGCGGCAACCCGCCUAGAUAACUUGUACGAGGAAUACAUCGAUGAGUGCCAGACCAUGUUUCAUGAUGUGCAUGCUAGACAGAGGGGUCUGUGCGGCUGUAUCUGUACGUCCCCACCCCCCACCAUCCGCUCCCCACCCUCCACGACCAAUCAUUCAAACAGGACUUGUGCAGUGUCAUAAACAAGAGGAUGUACUGUGGAAUCGUUAGAAUUUGUGACGGCUCAGUUGUUUGUUUAUUUCGUACGAAUCAUGUAGCCAGUACAAUGUAAUAUGUGUCUUAAACAAAUAAGGAAACACAUUUUUAAAAAAAUUAAUUUCUAAAUUUAAAGUUUAUUUAUCGGAUAUAUCCUCUUGAACUUUUCAAAAAAUUGAAAUGAUUCCACAGUAUUAUAUUCCCAGGUCUGACAUAAUAUAUUUUUACUGUGCAUUAGUGCUUUUAAAUGCACAAUUUUUAUAAAUGUGAUAGAAUUUAUAUUAAACAUGCUUACUAAAAUUUAAUGAAAAAUAUAUUGACUGUGUAUGUACCCGACAUCGGUUAACUAUUUAUGAUAUACAUGGUUUUUAUUUUGCUAAAUGUUGGUCAGUGUUCCCUGCCUUUUUGCCUCAUAAGUAACCAACAUUUAAUCCAUGCAAGCAUUGAUGACCAAUAAUGUCCCAAUAGCAUUUAUGCUGUACAAAAAAUGCCAGUCUGUUUUGUAGCAUAAAUAUUGUUAAAUUUUGUAUGAAUAUUCAUCAGUCUAACUGAUAAAUCAUAAAUCUAUAUACAUAUUAUUUAUAAUUUGCAGCUGCCAGUUUUGAAUAUGUGUCAAUCAGCCAUACAAUUGUGCCUUAUAUUUCAAUCAGAACUCCCCCUCCCCCCAAGGCUGAUCAAUUAUUUUGAGUCAAAGAUUAAAGUUAUAACAAUAUACAAUUUAUGAACCUCAUGCCAGAAUAGUGAAAAUGAGCAUAGAGUUCUCUUAAUUAUAGUUUUGUACAUCUGUUGUGUAUUAUAGGAGGAAGAUCAAAAGUUUUGUAUUUCUUAAAUGAGAUUGUUCAGUAGGUAAUAUUCUUUACCCCUUUUUUGUAAGUCCUCAAAACAUGUAUUUUCAUAACUUUUUUCAUGGCCAUUUACAUAUGUAUUACAAUUUAAAAAAAAAUACAUGUACAUUUAGUUAAGAACGAGAAUGCUGUGUACUUGAUUUGAUUUCUGGUAGUCAUGAAUUUAACUUUCAUUGUUUACACUGAGAAAUUACGUGAAAUAUAUAUAACAACCAUGAUUUUGCCAAGUCCUGUCCAACAAUAUUCAUCCCCAUUUGAAAGCUACCUAUCAAAUCCAUUUACAAUUGUACAUGCUUAAGAUGGUCCAUGGCAAGUUUUCAUAAAGUGUAUGUAUUUUUUCAUAGCCUUUUUAUAUUGUACACGUAUUAGAUUAGAAGACAACGAGAAUAUGAACCAGAAUGUUACUCAAACUCCAGAGCUCUGCUCAAACCCUAUGCUAUCCACAACUGAAUUACAUUUACACAUAGUUUUGUUCUGGAAUAUCAGGGUGCAAUCUGUUUUAGAAAAAUAUUCUGUUAUAGUUUGUAAUUCCUUUUUGUAAUUCUUUUGUGAUGAUAGGAUUUUCUCUUUCAUUCUUUUUUAUUUUUUGGCAUUCAAAACUCAAAUUCAAAGCAUUGCAGAUUUUUAGUCAACAUCUCUACCUUUUCUUUGUAUACUGAAUACUUUUUUGUAUAAUGAACCUGUUUUGAUUGAGUUUUUCAAUUUGUAGAGUAAUAUUUAAACUUCUGUUAUAGCUGUAUAUUCAUUCACAAACAAUUUACCCUGAUGUGAAAGUAUGGGGAGUUGGUUGUUGUUGUUGUUAAAAGUAAACCAAGCUUUGACACUUUUGGAAAUUGUAGUUAUAAUUUGUAAUGCUUCUUUCAAAGAACUAUAUAUGAUAUGGGCCUAAAAUGGCCCCAUAAAAUGAACAUCAUCAUUUUACUGUAAUUCUUUGUUUUCUUUGUACAGAUAAAUGUGAUGAUUUUACAUAAUGUUCAUUUUGAUUCAACUGCCCACAAUUUAGAAAUAUGACAUCAUAAAGACAACCUUUUCCCGCCAUGUUUGCAUUUUUAGCAUUAAGCCGCUUGUGUUCAAGCAGUUUUUCUUUCAGGAAAGACAGAGUGCAUGCUUGAACAAAAUAUUUAUGCCCCCCUUCGAAGAAGGGAGGGCAUAUUGCUUUGCUGCUGUCUGUCGGUCGGUCGGUCCACCAACAGUUUCCGUUCAUUUUCUUCGCAGGAGAUGAACAUAUUGAAAUGAAAUUUGGUAUAUAGAUUUAUCAUGAUAAUAUCUAGGUCAGGUUCGGUAUUGGGUACGAUCAAGCAAUUUUCGACAGAGUUAUGGCCCUUGGACUUAGAAAAAUUCUAGUUUUUUGCAGUUUCCACUCAUUUUCUUAGCAGAGGAUGAACAUAUUGAAAUGAAAUUUGGUAUACAGGUUUAUCAUGAUAAUAUCUAGGUCAAGUUCGAUAUUGGGUAUGAUCGAGCAAUUUUCGGCAGAGUUAUGGCCCUUGGACAUAGAAAAAUUCCAGUUAUUUGCAGUUUCUGCGCAUUUUCUUCGCAGAGGGUGCACAUAUAGAUAUGAAAUUUUAUAUACAGAUUUAUCUAAAUAAUAUCUAGGUCAAGUUCGAUAUUGGGUACGAUCGAGCAAUUUUCGACAGAGUUAUGGCCCUUGGACUUAGAAAAAUACCAGUUAUUUGCAGUUUACGUUCAUUUUCUUUGUGGAUGUUUCUAAGGGAGGGGGGCAUAAAUGUUUCACAAACAUCUCUUGUUUAAUCAGAGAUGUAUCUCGCCAAGGCUAAUAAGUGAUAAAAAAAAUUUUCCUUGUUCAAGCAUGCUCUCUUUAUUUUCCAUUCAUUAAAAGAUAGGAAAAAUGUCAAUUUUUGACUGAUUUUGAUUGAUUUAUAGAAAUAGCGUCACUUCUGACGUCAUAUACUGCCAGUGAGUGCAAAUAAAUCUAAUAAAUAGGUGAAAAAUAAUUUUUACAUCAACUCUUCUAAAAUAUAACAUAACAUUUUAUUGUACCAGAAACACUUAAAAGAUGGCGAAUUAUGGGGGCCAAAUUUAACGAUGAUUAAUGAUUCAUAUUUACAGAAAUACUUUAAUUGUUUUGAAAUACUUUUAAACAUUUUGAGCUUAUUUAAAAUGAUACUGUUGUGUACAUUAAAUUUAUUAUGAUUGUUUGUCAUAAGAAAUGUCUACCUGAACUGAUAUAAAAUGAAUAAAUAUAUUCUUUUCAAAUUUUCACAAACUUUUUGAAUAUAUAUAUUUUUUUUAAUUCUACAUGUGACAGUCUAAUAGUUUCUAUUUAUAACAUCAGACUCUAUUAAAAAUACUUUUUUUUAAUUCUGCAAUGAUUUAUUUUACCAGUACAUAUGUACCUAUGAAUUUGAUUAUGCACAUCCUUUAAACCAUUACAGUUGUUAAUAAAAUUUCAAGUUCUGUAAUCUAUUUUUUAAAAAUGAAAUACAUGUACAAGGUAUAAGAAUGACAGUUAGAGCUUUCUAUAUGAAAAUUUUGUAUUCUGUUGUCAUUACCAUGUCAUUCCAAUUCACUCUCAUUCUAUCAUUUAAUGCAUACUUAUAUACAUGUAUUUAAAUGUAUUUUGAUAAAUUACCAAAAUGACAAAGACCAUAUUAUUAAAUGGUCGUUCGUAGAAUUGAAAGCUAGUCUCUUUUUUUUUUUUUUUUGAAAAAACCUUGAUAUAUAUAUGCUUUGUUACUGAAUGGUUUUCCAAUAAAAUUCAUAAACAAUAGUGAAUUACAUGUAUGUUCAUUUUGUGGUUCAUGUACAACACUGGGUUUUAAGAAUAAAGAAAAGCCCAACUUAAUUUGCUCAGAAGGAACAUAGUAAAUCAGAAGUACAUAUACAUGUAAUCGCACACAAAUUAGCCUCUUUAUCUCCCUUAAUAUUUUAAACAAAAACAGGAAAAUGCUAAAUUUUAAAUAUUUUUAUUCAAAUAUUUUUUUCUUUCUUUUAUUAUUUGUGGUAAUACCUUCAUUUUCUUAUAGUGUCCCAAUUUCUGCAUACAUGACAAAAAUGCAGUUAAAGUUCACAUAUUGUAUAUACAUUUUCAUAAAAUUUAUGGUGAAUAUAUACAGUAACAUAAUUCAUCAUUUUAUAAAAAUAAAGCUUCCAGACACCAAGUCUUUCAUUGACCAGUGAUGCAUCUAAAAUCACAAUGCAGCAUGUGCCAACCUGAUUUUCAAAUUGACCAGCUCCAUAUAAGAAAAUGCAUGUUCAUCGCAUUAAACUAUUACAUGUAUCACACAAACACCCAAUGAAAAUUCAUGUAAAACUUAUUGAUGGUUUGACCCCUACAAAGUACAUAUUUAAUCAACAAAAUAAAUAAAUAA